Molecule: messenger RNA, 980 nt
Organism: Alosa sapidissima (American shad)
Lineage: Eukaryota; Metazoa; Chordata; Actinopteri; Clupeiformes; Clupeidae
Gene: dapl1b.1
Product: death associated protein 1b
Exons: 4
Coding region: 35-400 (121 amino acids)
Biological process (GO): cellular response to amino acid starvation; negative regulation of autophagy; apoptotic signaling pathway
Molecular function (GO): death domain binding
Source: RefSeq, a predicted model, not a curated record
UAUAAAAACAACGGAGUGGGCGUUGUAGUACUCCAUGUACCUUAAUUGUGAACAAAACUUCAACAUGGUGCAAGUACCCAAAACUGGAACGAGAGAGAAUCUUAUUCUUAAGGCAGGCCAUCCUCCAGCAGUGAAGGCUGGGGGUAUGCGCGUUGCCAAGAAGAAUGCAGAUGAUGGUGGCCUGCCAGAGAAGGAGACCAAGAGGCCUGAGAAACCCAGGUCUACGACCACCAGCUCCAGAAUGCAACAAGUCAGUGUUCUGCUGGCUGGAACACUGGACAAGCUGGGUCAUGACUUUCCAGAGACCCCAGUGAGUGUGCGGCACAGCAAGGUCCGACCAGCCAUGGAGAAACCUCAUGUGCCACGGACCUUCUUCAUCCAACAGCCUCGCAAAUGCUGAACGCUCCCCUCAACCACACACACAUACAGGCACUCAGCCACGCAUACCAGCGUUUGAGUCCCACAGGUCUGACUUGUGUAGUCAACUGUAAGACAAACAGGAAGUAAGGGUGUGCUUUGAAGCAUGUUGUGUGCAUUGAGGGACUGCCACAGGUUGCCAGUUAAUCUUUAACCCUUUCCAUUAAUGCGACAUCUGUUUAGGCUUUUAGAUGCAAGUUCUUCUAACCUUGCAGCUUUGGUGCAAGACUGUUUUAAUAUCGCCUAGGUAUAUUUUGUAUGCUUACUAUAAACCAAUCUUGGUUUGUGCUUUUGACAGUGUUUCAUUACAAGUUCGAGUUAUGUUGAAACUGUGUUUGAACUAUAAAAAAAGAAAAGGUAAAGUGAACUAGCUUGAUGACACUUAAGUCACUGUUCCUGGAAUGUCUUUUGUAGCAAGACAUGUUUGCCGUUUGUUUACAGCUUUUAUAUGUUUGCAUGGCAUUACUUUAAAGGCUUAUUUUUGUUGGUUCUCUAAAAUUUAAUAUUUUUUCACUGUCUUGCUCAAGAUCUACAACUUCAGUAAAGACUCACAUUUCUGCAAA